Phragmites australis (common reed) is the source of this 1010-nucleotide messenger RNA. RefSeq lists its product as uncharacterized. The record is from RefSeq and is a predicted model, not a curated record. Lineage: Eukaryota; Viridiplantae; Streptophyta; Magnoliopsida; Poales; Poaceae. Bases 169 to 615 code for a protein of 148 amino acids. The transcript has 3 exons.
UACCCGUGCCAAAGAUUUUUCAGGAGGUGCGUGCCAGAAUGCAACGCUAUCCGCUUACAAUCCCGCGUCCAUCUCUCUCCCUCUCCCUCUCUCUUUCUCUCGCCCUCUCCAUCCAAGCCAGUACCAGUUCACCGGAACAGAGAACGAUCGAGCUGCAGUUCCCGAGCUAUGCAGCAGAUGAUCAGCGCGUGCAAGCCGCGUCACCCGCACCCAGCUGCCGCUCUCCUGCCGCCGAGGCCAUUGCUCAGACGAGCAGUGUUACCCUGCCUUACAGCCCCAGCGAGGGAUGCAACGCCGCGAUUGGUGGUCAGGAGGAGAUGCCAGGAAGAGGGCAAGCAGCAGCAAGGAGGGGAGGAGCAAAGGGAGAGCAGAAGCUUUCUUAGCCUGGAGGAGGCCGGGCUGGUGGAGAUGUCUGGCCUCAGCACGCACGAGCGCUUCCUCUGCCGCCUGACUAUAUCAUCCUUGAAUCUCUUGAAAGUGAUAUCGGAGCAGGAAGGAGUUCCGAUAGAGGAGCUCAACGCCGGCCGCGUCUGCGACUGGUUCUUGAAGGACAAACUCAAGAGGGAGCAGAACGUGGGAACUGCCGUCCUGCAAUGGGAUGACCCUGGCUUCUAGCUUCAUCCAUCCUAAGCCGGGCAAUCUUUUCGUCUAUGCCUCAGCACGUAGUUCCUGUCCUGAAAAAAGACGAUUGGAGGAUGCAUCGAUCAUGCAAGCAGGGUUGCGAGACGAUGCUCAUCUUGCUGGUUUCUACCGUAGCAGAUGAAGAGUGCUCGUCGUUACUCGUGUCAGUGCUUUUGCUGAGAUGCGCAAGAUGACCACCCAUUCGCUUAUUCUGUACUCUGUAGUUGCACCGUAAUGCCUGACGUGAGCAUUAUAUUUGCACUUCGCAGUGUGAGUGCCUGAUUCGUGUAUGCGGCACUUCCCAUACAUGAUAUCAUGAUACAUGACACGUACUACAUACUUCAGGCCCUCUUUGGGUGAGCAACCAAACACAUGAGUCACAAUAUUUU